UGCAGUUUUUCCGGAUCACUUUUUUCCAGAUUUUAUUUAGUUUUCCCGGUAAAAAAAAACAGACUACAUGUAGUUUCGCUCAGACUAAUUAAUGGAAAAAUUUUGUUGUCGGAACUUCGUUAUGCGAGACAAAUUACUGCUUAUGGUGGCAUCAACAUUUGUGAAGGAGGCUGUUUCAUUUUCAGGUAUGCAUGGUCGGCUGAAGGUGAAAACAGAUGCGCAAAAAGAAGCAGAACGGAAGAAAGAAGAACAUGAAAAGCUCCUGAAAUAUCAAGCAGCGAGAGACUUAGUGUUCAAGCUCAGGCCGACCUUGGACGACCAACUACACAACGUCACAACUCAAUUGCUGAUUUUCAACUGCGAAUGUAAUACGUUUUGGAAUAUACGAAAGGAAUAUGUACUGAAAAAGCUUGAAGAGUAUGAGAUUAAACAGGAAACAAAUAGCAAAUUAGAAUUUAAAAAGGAGAGUGGUAAACAAACAGAAGCAAAAACGGAUGAAAAAAAUGAAGUUGUUGAAACUGACUCGAAACAAGAACUUUCCACGGCCAAAAGUGUAAAACAAGAUGGCGAAAAGGUUGACGAUGAGUCUUCACUUCGCACUUUUUUGGACCAAGAGUUGGUUUUCACUGUGCAGUGUCUGAAAAAGAACCCUAAAGCGUACGCAGUUUGGCUGUACAGGGAGUUUAUUAUGAAUCAUGAUGGGAAGGCAGAUUGGGAGAAUGAGCUGCGUCUGUGUGAUGAGUUCCUGAAGGCGGAUGAGAGGAAUUUUCACUGUUGGGAUUACAGAAGGGUAGUGUUGCCACACAUUACAGGAAGAAGCAAGGAGUUGGAGCUGCAGUUUACCACCUCCAAAAUAGAGGACAACUUCUCCAAUUUCUCAUCUUGGCACUACCGCACAAAGUUGUUGUGUGGAAACGAACGCGUGAUUGACUGUGACGUGUUGGGCGAGGAGCGAGUAAGAGAAGAGGUUGACCUGGUGUACAAUGCAUUGUUCACUGACCCCACCGACCAGAGUGCUUGGUUCUAUUACAAGUGGCUCCAUGGGAACAGGCACUCCGAAACUUUAUCUAUUCUAUCAAUCAUGGUCAUCAGAAGUUUCAGUUCAAUUUCACUUCUAUUUUCAAAGCCAGUCUCUAAAUCGAAAAUCAAACCAACCAAAAUAUUUCUCUGCUCGAGUAUGGUGAGAUAUACAAUCAAAGCUGUGAACUUGUAUACAAGUUUCAACAGUUCAGAGGAGCUGUCAAAUCAUUGGAUAUUGUCUAUCGUUAGCAGUUCGAUACCUCCUUUCGGAAAAAUUGAAGUCGAUUUGCAGCUACCGGAACAACUUGAGAUCAAAAAUUGUCCGAAGCUAGUUUUGGAAGAGAAUGACAAGAUGUUUAGCUUCGUAGAUCCGAAGCCUCUUUUGAGCCAACAUGUCAGUGGAAUGCAAUCGGCCUAUCCAGAUGUCGGCAAGUAUGACACUGAAAUGCUCUUGGAUCUAGCGAAAGAAGAGCCAAUGAAUAAAUACGUAUUGAUUCAAUUGACCGAGCUAUAUCGAGGGCGGUUGCUAAAUAAUGUCGACAAGACUGACGUUGAUGUGAACAAAUCGAAAAGCUUGGAAAGUCUUCAGAAAUUAAUAUCCAUCGAUUCGUUGCGAGCUAGUCAUUAUAAAGAUACUAAUAGUGAUGUUAUUUUAGAAGCUGAAAUAGUUCAACAGAAACUGAUUUUGGAAGGUCAUAAAAAUCAGGAACUUAACGGAUGCUUGGUCAACGGUGAUGCAGACCAGCCGAAAUCAGUUGACGGAGCUUUAAAGUUACCAGGUUUCAAGUUAACUCAAAUUAGAAGAAUUACAUGUCUCUUCAUGCUUUCGGAAAUAGAUUUAUCGGAGAACAAUUUAGAAUCUAUUGAACCGUUAGCAGGUUUUAUGAACGUGAAAAAGCUGACUCUUGAUAACAACAAAAUUAAGGACCUAUCUCCGCUUUAUUUGUGCUACAGUUUAAAAGCACUUUCGGCCAAGAGUAAUUCAAUUAAAUCUUUAGAUGGUUUUGAGAGCUUAGUGGACUGUCAUUUGAUGGGGGUUAUUGACGUGUCUGAUAAUUCAGUGGUCGAUCAAGAGGAUUUCAAAGAAAAACUUGUGCUUUGGUUUCCACGGUUAGAAAUGUUGAAUGGUGAGCCACUAUCACCGGAUUAAAUAAAUCUGAAAGGAAAAGCUGUACAUUUCAUUUGAAUAGAAAUAUUAUGUAUAUUUUUGUCAUUAUUUAUUCAAAUAUAAUUUAUUGAAAUCA
Molecule: messenger RNA, 2264 nt
Organism: Symsagittifera roscoffensis
Lineage: Eukaryota; Metazoa; Xenacoelomorpha; Acoela; Convolutidae
Product: geranylgeranyl transferase type-2 subunit alpha-like
Exons: 4
Coding region: 92-2170 (692 amino acids)
Biological process (GO): protein geranylgeranylation
Cellular component (GO): Rab-protein geranylgeranyltransferase complex; cytoplasm
Molecular function (GO): Rab geranylgeranyltransferase activity; protein binding
Source: RefSeq, a predicted model, not a curated record